AUGUCGUUCAGGACAUUUAAUGCCUUGUGGGGCGAAGCUCAGGAUGAACUGACUGUUAUAUUGGAGAAAGAUCAAGAACUUCAAGGAACAUUUCAUCACGAUCAACGCGGGGAGGUGACGACGCGAGUGCGGCGGGUGUAUGUACAGUACCUAGGAGCUGCUAGGAAGCUUAGCACCUGCUAUGACCUCCUCCUGCACCCUCAGAAGCGCUUCCUGCUGCGUCGACUCCUCGACGCAACCAUCGGGAUCGUCGAGCUGAAGCACGAACUGGUGUCGCUGGAGCUGAGUGAUGUACACCACUGUGAUGACAUUAUGAUGGAGCUCAGUUUGACACCACAAGACCUGGUCGUCCCCAUCCCCGCCUACGUCAGGAGAGAGAGGCUGCCCAUCAUCACAGAGAGAAACGUGUUAAUAGACGAGUGUCUACGACGUGCGGGAUUGGAGGCAGUGUCUGAGGACGAGGUGUCGCCCCUCACCGUGUCAGAGGCCAUCCUGCUGCUGCAGAAGCAUGAGAGAGCUAAGCAAGGCAGGGCCAAGUCUGACCACCGUCGUGACCUCAUAGCUAAACAGGAACGUGAGCGAGGUAGAGGACGUCAGCAAGUGUCACUGGAGGUAGCAGUGGUGAGGCUGCAGGCGUGCACACGAGGCAUGCUAGCCAGGCGCAGAGUGCGUCAAAUGCGCUUCCAGGAGGAACUCUUCUUAGGUCUGCGUCCAGACCCAACACUGGAUCGAAGCUGGGACAAGAAGUUACUGAACGUCUACGAAGGCCGGUACCUCGCCCAGGAGGAGAGGACCACUGAGCUGGACAACCUUCAGAAACAUAUACAGACCAAGAUUGUCUAUGAAGAGGGAACCCACCUUCUUACCUCCAUGGAGGAUAAGAUACGUGAGUGGAUGUUUCAGAAGAAGCACGAGACUGGCAAAUUCCCGGACCUGCCGGAGGAGGAGGAGGGAGGGUCGUCAGUCAUCGUGGGUAUGGCUCGCCCUGAGGACGAUGCUGCCAGCGAUGACGCCAGGUCCCUGGAGAAGAAGAGCGAGAGAGAGAGAGCGAGGGAGCAAGCCAAACAGAAGAAGAAGAAGGAAGACGAGGAUAGGACCAUUGUGAUCAAGCCAUCCACCUUUGUUACGACUAUCCAGGGAGCGUGCGAACAGUAUCAGGAUGUGUGGGCAGGAAGGGACAUAGAGAAUAACCCCGAGGAACACCCUGAGAAGGACAUGAUCGAGGGUGAGCAGAGAGCCAGAGUCGAGGUGGAGAUCCGUCGACAAGUGGACUACCUCAUGAGACAAGAACUACAGCGACUGAAAGAGGAUGUUGAUGGGGAGAAGAGAGGAGCUAAGAAGAAGAAAAGAGUUAAGAAGGGAGGCAAGAAAGGAAGGAAGAGGAAGGAGAAGGAUCUGACCCCUGACAGGACAACAGAAUCUCUCUUUGAGGAGAUGGUCCUCAACGGUAUCAUCAAGAAGGUGCCUGAAGUGCGUCUUAGUGAGCUGUACGGUGAUGUGAGUCUAGUGGGAUGUGAGACCUUAAGCAAUACUAAGUAUCCUCAGCCCAGCCUCGGGGAUAUUAAGAACAUCCUCACUGAGUACGUCGUCCUCCCGCUAGGGGUGGAUGGGGUGCACGAGGAGACACCAUUGGUGAAAAGUGUGUUGCUAUGCGGACCUCGAGGGUGUGGCAAGACCCGCCUGGUACAUGCUCUAGCCUACGAGGCAGGAGCCACACUGAUGGACCUCACAGCCACCAACAUUGUGGGAAGAUACCCGGGCAGGGCCGGUCUCAGCAUGCUCACCCACCUCGUCAUGAAGGUUGGACGCUUGUUGCAGCCCACACUGAUCAUGAUUGAUGCUGCUGAUAAGAUGUUCAUCAAGAAGGUACCGAAGACAGACAAGUCUGAUCCUCGGAGGCUGAAGAAGGAGAUGCCGAGGAUGUUGAAGAGCAUUGGUCCUGAGGAUAAGAUAGUUCUGGUGGGCAUCACCAACGCGCCCUGGAACUGCGACGUCAAGGCAAUGUCUUCAGUAUACCAGAAGAUGUUGAUGGUGCUGCGACCUAGCUUCAGUGCCAGGGCCUACCUCUGGCGACACCUCAUCACCAAGAAUGGUGCCAAGCUGACACCCAGUCUUGACAUUAGUGGACUGUCUCGUAUCAGUGAUGGCUACACAUCUGGUCACAUCUGUAGUGUGGUCAGUCAGGUGGUGACGGAGCAGCGUCUGGCCAAGCAACACAAGACCCCACUAAACUCUCUGGAAUUCGUAGUACCUCUCAGUAAGAUUGAACCUAUCUACAGGGAGGAAGAGGAGGCGCUGCGAACCUGGUUCCUCAAGACGCCCAUCAUGAAGAAGCGAGCCAAGUACCUGGAGGAGGAGCUGGAGGCGCAGGGUCUUAAGGGUAAGGGCGCCAAGAAGCUCCAACAAAACAAACCCAAAGGCAAAAAGGGAAAGAAAAAGAAGAAAAAGUAACAACUUGAACUGUAAAAAAUAUACGAGAGUAAAAUAAAACUUUUUUAAGGCAGUUUUGUUGUCUCUU
This is a messenger RNA of Cherax quadricarinatus, 2518 nucleotides long. Lineage: Eukaryota; Metazoa; Arthropoda; Malacostraca; Decapoda; Parastacidae. The record is from RefSeq and is a predicted model, not a curated record.